Molecule: messenger RNA, 639 nt
Organism: Acanthosepion pharaonis
Lineage: Eukaryota; Metazoa; Mollusca; Cephalopoda; Sepiida; Sepiidae
Source: the annotation of a GenBank genome assembly
AUGUUCAUGCGACAAUUUCUAUCUAUCUAUCUAUCUAUCUAUCUAUCUAUCUAUCUAUCUCAGUUCGUAUCUUUCUCUCUCUGUCUAUUUUUUGUUCUUGACAUAUUCUAUCUAACUAUGGUUAUUAAUAUCUAUCUAUCUAUCUAUCUAUCUAUCUAUCUAUCACAAUCUGUUCAUAUCUAUCUAUCUACCCCAAUCUAUCUGUCUUUACUGAUGGUAUUUGAAUUGGAAUCACUAAAAAAAUUACUAUCUAUCUAUCUAUCUAUCUAUCUAUCUAUCUAUCUAUCUAUCUAUCUAUCUAAUUCACUUCAGUAUCUAUCUAUCUGUCAGUCUGUUCAUUUUCUUUCUAUCUAUCUAUCUAUCUAUCUAUCUAUCUAUCUAUCUAUGUCAUUAUGUCCAUUAUCUAUCUAUCUCAUUAUGUUCAUAAUCUAUUCCACUAUCUCUCAUGAUCUAUCUAUCUAUCUAUCUAUCUAUCUAUCUAUCUAUCUAUCUAUCUAUCUAUCUAUCUAUCAUAAUUUAUUAAACACGUCUCUAUAUAAACUGCUCUACUUGUCUGUCUGUCUGUCUGUCUGUCUGUCUGUGAAAUGUCUCUCUCUCUCUCUCUCUCAAUCUCUCUCUCUCUCUCUCUCUCUAAUUUGA